CAUUCGGGGUGGGGAUAAUGGUAAUUUAGUUUGUUACCUUUAUAGAAGUCGGUAAUUUAGCAAUGGGGUUAAUAAAGAAGACACAGAUGAAUGAGGGUAAUAUUCAAAACAGGCGGUGAAGGAGGGAAUAACAAAAGAUUUGUCACACACCGAAAAAUACUAAAAUACUAAAUGUACUGCACUGUUUUGAAUAUUUAUCUUGUGUGUACUGCUGAUGCUGUAUUAGAGUCAACAAAUGAUGAAGUAAAACUAAUGAAGAAGUCGUCAAGGACUCUGUACAAACAGCAAAAAGUGCUGCCAAAUAUCAAGUUUAAUCUCAUGAGAGAGCUACUUGUCCGCACAGCGUGGCGCAGUCGCCUGAGUCCAUAAGUUAAAUUUAAAAUGGCAAGAAGAAAAAUCAUCGUUUUAGGGGAAACAACAUUUUCAGAACUUGUGUCGCAGUAUAAUACACUAUCAUUAAAACCAGCAAGUAAUUGGUGGCAUUGUGGAGGGGGCGGGGCUUAAAUGUAUUUUACGCUUGGUGGUUGGCUCGGCGGCAUAUGACGUCAAACGGAAGUAACUCAGCUUUUCUGGGUGCACGACAGAAGGCUCAUGUUGAGAACAUGGAGCAGAACAAUGGUAGGAUAAAGUUGUUGUUAAAUAACGUUUAUGGUGACGUUACGUCUUCUUUUGUAGCUCAGCCAUUUGAAUAUGGAAUAAGUGAACGUUCAUUAGAGUCGGUGACAGAUCGAUGUGUUUGAUAUAAAUUGACAAACAUCUUACUUGGAAGUGGAAGCUAAUAAUAAAGCAGCUAAAGUUAUAAAACUCAGCUCAUUUGUUCGUCCUAAAGGAAUGAACUUCGUAUAGCUUAUAAAUCUUGAAUAAUAAUGCAUAGUUAUCAACGUGAAACAUGAGCUUAAAGAAGGACCUACUUUGGCUGAACUCGUGAACUCGGGUGAUGAAACAUGCCAUCAGUCCCUUUUACUUCAGCGUUUCAUGUUUCUGACCUUUCAACUUGACACCUCAUGCCACACAUGACCCAGUCUCGUGACAGUCUUACGAUGAUUUACCAUCUAAUAAAUAUCUGUAAUAUAUGUGAUAUGUGCCAAGGUUAAAAUGAAUUUAUCCUUAGUGUUUUUUACUCUCCUGAUCCACAGAUGGGAGCUUAGCCCAAGUCCGGCAUGUUGUCUUGGUCCUGUCAGGAAAAGGAGGUGUAGGAAAAAGCACCAUCACCACAGAGUUAGCUCUUGCUCUCAGACAUGCUGGCAAGAAGGUAAGUUUCAUGACCAGCUCUGUGUAUGUGAAACAGAUUAAGGGAUGUCAGUAAAGGUCCAAAUGUAUCUGUCAGGUUGGCGUCCUGGAUGUUGACCUAUGUGGGCCCAGUAUUCCCCGCAUGCUGAAUGUGGGCCGGCCUGAUGUGCACCAGUGUGACUCGGGAUGGGUGCCUGUCUACACCGAUGCAGACAAGAGUCUUGCCCUUAUGUCCAUUGGCUUUUUGCUGGAGGAUCCAGAUGAAGCAGUGGUGUGGAGGGGGCCUAAGAAAACAGGUGCAAUAUUUUCCAUUUGAUACUAUCUAACACACCCAUAACACGCUGGGUAAUAUGGGAAAAAGUUUAUCACAAAAUAUAUAUGUAUUUUUUACAUCAGUUGAUAUCGAUAUACAUCACAAUGUUAAAAAAUACAUUUAACAGUGCAAUACAAUAAGCUACUGCAUCUGUGAGGUCUUUGUGUCUCUUAGAUGUUUUGUCGUAAGGCGUUGCGCUAGAGAAAGUGGACUGAAUGGUCGGUUGUUUCAGUUGCACAGGCACCAUGGGCUCCUUGCUUGGCUCAGGAUUUGUAACCUUUUGCAUUGCGUGUGCUCUGCCACUUGGCACUGCUUCAGGUGGUGAAAAAGAUUUGAGGUAUUCCCCAACUUUGUGAGAACAUGUACUCGACAUAAUUUGCAGUGCACAUCACUCUGCUUCAUGUCCGACCUAAAAAAACAAAAUACCUCCACACCACCGACGUUUUCAUGCCAGUGUUGUCGACGAUGUCAUCAUCGGUUGAGCCUUCAUCUGCAUUUCCAGGGGUAUCACUGAUUUUCUUUUUUUCUCACUGAAAGUGCUAUCAGCUUCACGUGUAUCAGUGCUAUGGUUGCGUGUAGCUGCAGCCUGCUACUACGCAGUUAUUCACGACUUGGUUCUAUUUCAGCAAAUGAUCGGUUCAGCACAAAGCAGACCCGGAGCAACUCCCCUCUAUAUUGACUGUUCUUAUACUCUACUAAAAUAUGGCGGAAUGCCGACUAUCAAAAAGCACUAUAUUUUGUAUUGAUAUUAUAUUGACCGUGUUUUAUAUUGAUAUUGAGGGAAAUUAACUUUCGAUAUUUAUUGUUAUAGUUUUAUCGCCCAGCCCUAAACACACCUAUCGUAAGCAUUUAUAUCGCCACAAAAAUGGCUGACUGUGUUAUUUUGCUCUUGAACUCACCAUAUUUGCAUCUUUUGUUAUCGUCUAUUUUCUUAUUUAUGAAUGUCUUGCAGCUCUAAUCGGCCAGUUUGUGUCAGAUGUUGCGUGGGGAGAGCUAGAUGUGCUGCUAGUUGACACACCGCCAGGGACGUCUGAUGAGCAUUUAGCGGUGCUGGAGAACCUUAAAAAACACAGAGUGGAUGGAGCAGUUUUGGUCACUACACCCCAGGUACCAAGAAGCCCAUCUACAUUUUUUAUGUACAAAAAACCCCCAACCUAAAUUAAGUUUAGAAGGUGAUGUUUGGCUGAUUAUCUUUUCAUUCACAUACAAUUGAUGGCCGGCAUAUGUGCUUUAGAGCAAAUAGAAGAAAGUGACUAGCACUGUGGCUCAUAUUUUUGUAUUGUUAAAAGCAGUGGCGAUUGCUCUAAGAACUGCAAGGGAAGCUCAGCUUCCCUUAAAAUGUCACCCCCCAAAAAAAGAAAAAGUAGUGAAAUACGUACUGCUGUGUGUACAUUUCAUUAACUAAAUACGUGCUAGAAAGCCUUCAUCUUUUGUUCAGAAUCAGCUUCAUAUCACAGUGUGAUAAGAAGCUGAUUCUGCACAACUUCGUUCUCAUUCAUCCUCGCAGCGCCUCAGCGCUUUAAACAGCCGGACGCUCGGCUUCUGCUGACUUCAAUGUGGAAGCUCGAAGUGGGUUGUUCCAGCAGCGAAACUAGACGCUCAUUGGAUAAAUGCUAGGCUUUGUCCCGCCCAUCGGACGCUCGGCGUCUCUGGAGUUCUGUGGCGAGAGUGCGGUCCCGACUUUCUCCCGGACUCCAAGCUUCUGCAUCCAUGAUUGGAUGAGCUGUCUGAGGCGAAAUCCUUUUUUGAUUGACAGCUAAACAAGCGAAUCAGCGAUCUUGAAGAAUAAAACAUCUGCCAAAGCAUUUUCCAAGUUAUUCAUUCCCUUGUUCUUAACUGCUCCAGAGACUUUACCGAUCCUCAGCGACUUUUGUCUUUGUUAAAAACGACUGCCGUUGUGUUUGGCGACUCUGUUCUGUUACAUACAAAUAAACAAACACAAUUAUGAUGUAGGCUUCCCAUCCUUGAAAGACCAGCAGCCGCCACUGGUUAAAAGCAAAUACACAAAAACAAACACGACACAGCUCAAGAUCAAGUUUUAGGCAAAAUAUUAGAUGUUCAUGUAACAAUUACAGCUUACAACAAAUGACUAUCUGCAUCCUUUUUUUUUCUUCUGGUGUGUCCUGAUAAAAAAAAAAAAAAAAAAAAAUAUUCAUCCUCAGGGUUUCCACCAUAGACUGUAUAUAAGAUAUACUGUAAGAUAUACUGAUAAGACUGUAUAUACAGUCUAUGGUUUCCACCCAUCUUAUCUUGCCUUUCCAUAUUUACACACAUCAUUUUUGGUCAUUGUACUUCAGGAGGAUUUUGACAGCAUGUAUGCCUAUCUUGAGCUACAGAUGACAGCAGGAUUUAUUAAGCAAUAUUUAACUCCAAACUGACCACCUAUUACCAUACUGUGAACAAGAUUUCAAACCAGACACCUCUUUAAGAUGCUUGACGUCAAUUUCAAAUAACUCUCUUUAAACUUGUUGACUCCAGGCCGUGUCGACAGGGGAUGUGAGGCGAGAAAUCACCUUUUGUAAGAAGACAGGUGUGCGGAUCCUGGGCAUCGUCGAGAACAUGAGUGGCUUUGUCUGUCCGCACUGCUCAGUAUGUAAACAUUCAGAUUUCUUUCCAUUCAGAUUUACAAACAUGUUUGCCCCUCAGUUUGAUAGAUUUGGAAGGAUAUCAAGAUAAUCUGUAAUGUCUACAUUAAUCUGUGCUUUACAUGGACUUAAUGUAUAAUCGUUUAUACUCAUGGUAACAUGUAUUCUGUCGUUGCAGGAAUGCAGCAAUAUAUUCUCCAGGGGUGGUGGUGAAGAGCUAGCCAAGCUGACUGGAUCAGUAUUCCUAGGUAAGAUCAGCAGGAUUGAACUGCAUGUAAUGUUUCCUUUCGGCCACAAGGUGUCACAGUACACUGUGAUCCCAUGUCACUCCUCACCCAGCAUCCAUUCAUGAUCGAGGAGGCAUUUUACAUCAAUGCCAUGCUGCUAAAAUGGUCGAUCCAGAUGUCAGUGCAGAGGUUUAAAAUAGCUCAGCCCAGCAUGAUGCAUGCUUGUCGAUAAUUCUUGGCCAAAUUAAUUGAUCAUUUAACAUUCGACUCGGUGGUUAUCUGCUUUGUGUGCAAAUCAAUCUCGUGAGUAAUGAUGCAGCUAAUUCAGCUAAGCCUGUGGCAGUGUGAAUGCAACUGUAUGUUUGUGCUGUAAUGCUCUAGCCAUUCAAAUAUUUCAGUUAAUGCUUCUUAAGGUCCACUUGAUAGAGUGGUAGAGGUCAUCCAUUUUUAACAGUGAUGCAUGAGGGGUAACAUACAUUUAUUUGCUUCAUGGUGUCUCCUGCAUUUCAGGCUCUGUGCCCUUGGAUCCUCUACUCAGCUCCAGCAUAGAGGAGGGCAAAGACUUCCUACAGCAAUUUCCAGACAGUGCCACCUUCAGUGCUAUCAGCAGCAUUUCUCAGACACUGUUAGACAGCCUCCAAACCGCCUAAGUCAUAGAUUUAUACUUGAUUGUAUUAAUACAAAUGAAAUGACGCUUUCAUGUUUGUCAUGUAAAUUUGUCCUAUAAAGAUUUUUACUGGGCGUCUUGUUUUGUGUCUUAUUUAAAAUGAUUUCUGCCAAAUGUACACUGCAGGCUUUGUUCACUGUUAUCUUAGUGCUGCAGCUCUGAAGGGUGUUAACCACAGUGUGAAGAUUAUCACGUCUCAUCCGAAAGUGAAAGAAAUGAAAAUGGAAACUAAACUGGACUUUUUACAGCAAGUUCAGACAGCAUUCGAUAAAAUGUUCAACUCACGCAACCUUUAGACCGGUCUGUAAAAUAUGAACAGUGCUGUAAACCCCUCUUUGUGUGUGUUUUCGGAAGACAGUCAAAUCUAAGUUGGAAUCUUCUUUAAUUUGAUUGUGACACACGUCGACACAUCAGGAUAACUUCAAUACCAGUGGUAAUACAGGAUUGUAGAUUGGCGCUUCAGUAAAGCUUCAGCAGCAGGUCCGUUUCCAGAAAAUAAACUCCAGAUCAAAUCUUACCAGUCUCCAUGAAACGAGGACAAACCUGGGUAUUGAUCUCUGCUACAAGCUACAAAAGGAUAUCAACUCUUGUCGAUUUUAAAAAGGAGCUGUAGGACUUUGGACAAGCUUUUUGAUCUGGAUUCAAUUUUCUGAAGCUAGCCUGCACUUCAGCUUCAUAUCCAACAGCAACAAGACACUGAAACCCAUGCAGGAUUUUAAUGGCUGGAAUGUGGAAGAGAUGAAGUACAGCCACAGAUGAGAGGGGAGUGAAGAAGAUGGAGAGGAGAUGAACUUUUUGGAAAUUACACUUGUGAGACCCAACACGGGGCACACACACCUUUAAUGCAAACAGCAGUACUACAGGAAAAACACUGAAGUUUGAGAAUGUUUGCGUAAUGAUUAGAAUACAGCUACACACAAAAACUCCCACUUCACCAGCAACAUACUAAAGGCAAUCUUAAUUAUUAAACCAAGAAUUACAUCCAGAGGAAUUCCAACCACUUAUCACAAUUACCCCACAGUGCAUUAAAUCUAUCUAUAUAGAUAUUUAUAUGUCUGUAUAUAAUAUGUAUAAUAUAUCCUGGGGAAUUAAAGACUUGCUGCAUUAAACAGUUCAAUGAACAAUUUCUUAUAAAUAAAAUCAGUGGAAAAAAAUCGUAAAGUCCAUAUACAUUUCUCUUUACAAAUAGAUCCUCAAGAUUAAUGCAGAAAUUGUGUCAACUCCCCGGUUGAUGUGGGAGGAGAAAAAGCUGUGCGGCCCUUUUCGGUCAGCUCUCUAUGACCAGAGGCCAGGCUGCCUCAGCCAGCCUCAAGGCCUGAAAUAAGUGGAGGGAAAAAAAGGAAUCUUCAUCAUACAACUGUUUUGAAACACACACACACACACAAGACAGACGAAUCACUACAUUGCGCAUUUACAAGUUGACUAUCAAAUCGGGACGACUGUACACAUUGUUGAGAUAAGACCAUAUUUAUGGAGCCAUUUUAAUUCAUUUUUUCCCGCCUUCACUUCUUUCAUCUUGUGUGGCAGAAAUUUUUUACAAUUUUUCCCGUUUUACACUUUUUCUCCAGCAGCAACAUAAAGGACAGAUCUUGUAGUGGAGAUGUUUGGUUGUUGUUGGUUUUUUUUUUUUAUUUCGUGGAGAGAAUGAGGGCGACGAUGAGCCCGUAGAGACCCAAGACCUCAGCGAAAAUCAAAAUGAGGAUCAUGCCCACAAAAAGCCUUGGCUGCUGAGCUGUGCCCCUCACGCCUGCGUCUCCCACGAUGCCGAUUGCAAAGCCUGCUGCCAGCCCACUGAGGCCCACGCUCAGCCCGGCACCCAGAUGGAGAAAACUCCUGAGCACAAAGAAAGCACUGUUAGCCAGCAUGAGGAAAGUUCAAGAUUAUAAAAUUUAGUGAUUUAAGGGAUUGAGAAAUCAUUAACUGAAAUUGCAAAAGUGAGAAUUUAAAAAUGUGUAAAGAUAAAUCAAAGUUCACAAGUUUGGUAAAAGCUGUUUUGUUGAUUUUGGGUAAGCUUUCAACCUGUGAUUAAUCUGCUGCCCUCGGCUUUUGAUCAAACAAUACGGCUGUUGUUUGUGCUUGUAUUAGUGAUCCUAACCUGGUAUUUGAACUUGAUUCACUCUUUAAUACUGGUGUUUCUGUAUUGUUAUAAGCCAAAACUCUGCUUGCUUCUAGAACGACUUACUCAAUGAAAAAAAAGCUGUAUAUUUAAAUCAGGGAGAAAAAUUUUUCAUGUGGGUGAGACAGCAGGUUUAUUUCUGUCAGGUCACCUGAACUUUAGAUCAGUGACAGGAAGUGGUAUGAACAUCACAUAUGCCGUGAUGGGACCGAACCAUAGUCAGGGGUGUUGAUCUACACAGGUUGUGUUCAUUGUAAUGAAAGAGUGUGCGACAGUGCUUGUAUGUGUUGAAUAACUCAUGGAUUGAGUAGAAAGUGGAGAUAUAUCAGGGCGCUGGUGAAAUGAUGAAACUCUUUCUUGGCGGCUGUUGUAUUAUCAAAAGAUGAAGAAACACUACAGUCUUUGCACAAUUUCCUGCAUUGUUUGUGUCAGACCGACACCUCCUUUUGAUCCAAUCAAGUAAACCCCACUCAAGCUUUUGUUGUCAAUGCUGAAAAAAGAUAACCACCAGACAAACGGCUGAAGCUGUGGUCAACUGAACUCACUUGUAGAGGCUGACUUUUUCUGAGAUGUUGUUGGCAAUCAGCACUGCUACUACCAGGCCGUAGAUGGCUAUAAUACCCGCCAUGACUACGGGGAUGAUAGACUUCAUGAUGAGCUCCGGCCUCAUCACUGACAUGGCGGCGAUCCCCGUUCCGCUCUUGGCUGUGCCAUAGGCUGCUCCCAAGGCUAGAAAGACACAGAGAGAGAAUAAUUCAAGAUAAACUGCAUAGAAAACUACAUUGAAACAACACAAUGUAUGGUGAAAUGCGACAGCAGAGCGACUUGAGAAAUGAGAAAGCACGACUCAAUAAUGAAGAAGUGAAAAAAGAGCUGGUGCAAGAAAAACGACAGCUGUUACAGUUUCUCUUCCCCUUGGAGAAUCCAACAUGGCUUCACACAGGGGGGGGAUUUUUGCUUGUCUCAAAAGAGGAAAUAACAGAUCAUCAUUUCAAGUGACGCAGAAUUGAGACAAACCAACCAAACACCUCUGUCACAGUUUCUCCUCUCCUUUGAAUGCUCCAGCCCUUGUGAUUUCAGGGAUGACUCUGCCCAGACAGCUGCAGUUGUAAAUCACUCUCUGAAUGAAAAAAGCCUCAUUAGGCUUAAGCACGCAGGGGAACUGCUGACAUCAUAAAAGAGCCAGGAUACAACAUCUACAGGAAGGAGCAUCAGAACAGUAAGGGCGCCGCACACACAUCUGCUGUGUGCCUUUUUCUGUAGCGCACUGGGCUCUGUGCAGCAUCAGUGAAAUGUGACGGGGAGAGAGGAGGACAAAAACCUUCAUCAGCGUUUCUGCUCAGUGGGCCUGUGAUGCUGAGGAGAAAGUGGAGUGUCACACAUAAGCGUGACUGCAGGAAGAGAGUAAAAUGGAAAAUCAAUAGUCACUACGCACUAAAAUUAGAAAACAUAAAUCCAAAUGCAGUUUAGAUCACAUAUCCCCUUUACCAUCUGCACACACAGCCCAUUAUAUAUAUAUAUCUUUGGACUAGGAACACCAUCUGCACCACAAGAAAACAGAAAUCCUGCAGGAACAACAGAGGAGUCACCCUCUGCAAGAUGAACAGGCAGAUAUUUAAUCAAUCUAACGUGUGUACACAACAGGCCAUUGUUCAUCUUCUGCAGCAUCCACCAAUAGCUGUCAGAGCACGGCUGUGUUGCCAACCAAAAGCUGGUUUGACAAGAUUCUCCUGACGUCACAGGUGUGUUGGGCAUAUGUACUGCUGCAUGUGUGUUUAUUUCUUCCACCCACAGUAAAAGCAAAGUGAAAGCUACAAGACAACACUGUCCACACAGGAUAGCAUCUACUAAAUUUACUUCCAUGUAAGAACAGUUCAGAGUUUUCCCAUUCAGGGCUUGACACCAACUUUUUUCACAAGGAGAGCAUGUGCUCUUAAGUUGAAAAAGCAGGGAGCACAUGAAGAACUUUAGGGGCCCAAUGAAAAUUGAUCAAGUAAUGUUUUUCUCAUUGGUCGACAUAAGUACUAUUAUUUAAAAUCAAUUUUAGGUUAAUUGGUCACAUGACAUGGAAGCUACUGAAGGAAAACAGCCUUUUCUGGGAACAUCAACCCAUAAUUUAUUGAUGGUCCCUUAUUCAACGAGUAGAUUUAACUGCGCUGCUGUUGCUAUUCCCGGUUACGAAAAGUGAGAAGACAACGGUAGAUCCACAGUGAAUGUCCGUCAGAUAUCCAACCUAAAACUAACUUCACCGUGGUAUUUACAUGAAAGACAUUGGUUGCCUUGGCUAAUUUUUUAUUUUGCUGUGAUGCAACGGUCACCUGCCUUUCGCUUGUUUUUCUUCUGCAAUAACAAAACAUGUCAAAGCAUGUGUUAAAUCACAUGCAAUUUGCCAACAUAAUCAUAUUGGAUGCAGUAAACUUGUGCAACAUAGUUAAACAUCAACCAUCUUUAAAAGGUAGUAGAAUAAGUGAGUAAGCAAAAUGCAUCCUUGGACUGUUUCUUGGCAGACUUGGCGUCGUAGCUUUGAAGCAGCUUCAUGGCCGACAUACUGAUGAUGAUUCAAUCUGAACUGUCUCCAGAGAUAUCGUCUUGGGAGACAGCCUUGUGCACACAGCCUGCUUCAUGUUUUUUCUCAUGUCUUAGGACAAUGUGUUGCAAAAGCCUGCAGAUAGCUCCGGUUAACUCAGAGACUGGCUGCGAGGCUUUCUGGCAGAAAGAUCCAAGGGGUAGAUGGGGGAAGAUGGUGCA
This is a messenger RNA of Xyrichtys novacula (pearly razorfish), 9886 nucleotides long. The record is from the annotation of a GenBank genome assembly. NCBI's taxonomy places the organism in Eukaryota, Metazoa, Chordata, Actinopteri, Labriformes, Labridae.